CCCACCCCCAGCAUACGGCGAUGGAAAUAGCCAAUGUGAGUUCUCCAAAAGUCUUUGUCCUCCUGGGCUUCUCUGCACGACCCUCACUAGAAACGGUCCUCUUCGUAGUUGUCUUGGGUUUUUACGUGGUAUCGAUCUCAGGCAAUGGCAUCAUCAUUCUGCUCUCCUGUAUGGACGUGCACCUCCACACACCUAUGUACUUCUUUCUAGCCAACCUCUCCUUCCUGGACAUUAGCUUCACCACGAGCAUUGUCCCACAGCUCCUGGCCCACCUGUGGGGACCACAGAAAACCAUAAGCUAUGGAGGGUGUGUGGCCCAGUUCUAUAUCUCCCACUGGCUGGGGGCAACCGAGUGUGUCCUGCUAGCCACCAUGUCUUAUGACUGCUAUGCUGCCAUCUGCAGGCCACUCCAUUACACUGUCAUUAUGCAUCCACAGCUUUGCCUGGGACUGGCUUUGGCCUCAUGGCUGGGGGGUCUGACCACCAGCAUGGUGGGCUCCACGCUCACCAUGCUUCUACCGCUGUGUGGGAACAAUCGCAUCGACCACUUCUUUUGUGAGAUGCCCCUCAUCAUGCAACUGGCUUGUGUAGACACCAGCUUCAAUGAGGUGGAGAUGCACCUGGCCAGCUUUGUCUUUGUUGUCCUGCCUCUGGGGCUCAUCCUCUUCUCUUACGGCCACAUUGCCUGGGCGGUGUGGAAGAUCAAGUCCGCAGAAGGGCGGAGAAAGGCAUUCAACACCUGCUCUUCCCACGUGGCCGUGGUGUCCCUGUUUUACGGGAGCAUCAUCUUCAUGUAUCUCCAGCCAGUCAGGAGCACCUCCCACGAGCAGGGCAAGUUCAUAGCUCUCUUCUAUACCGUAGUUACUCCUGCGCUGAACCCACUUAUUUACACCCUGAGGAACACGGGGGUAAAGAAUGCCCUCCGGCACACCGUGUUAGAGAACUGCUGUGGCUCUGCAGGCACACGGGCACUGAUUUAGAGACUCCAGCCCCUUCUGAGGAGGAACAUCGAGUUUACAUUGAGCAAACGGACCUUGGAGGACGGGGUACUUGGAUAUCGUUUUUCUUCUAACAUUGUUUGAGUUCAAGGUAGAUGGAAAUCUGAAAGCAGUGUGCUCACACCAUUUCCAGACCAAGAAAAUACAUGUAUUGUUUGUUCAUUAUCACAGUUUUGUUAAUUUGUCUUUGUUGGGUUUUGCUGUAUAUACACAUGUUGACUGUCAUCUUGUUUUAUAAACUUUCGUUGUUAUACAUCUGUUCCUCAGUAUCCGAAGGGGGUGGAUUCCAGGACCCUCCAUGGAUAAUAAACUCUGAUAAUGCUGGGAGCACACGGGGAGACCAGAGCCCCCCACGUCUUCCCAGUCGUCGGCCCUGUGCCUGGGGUGAGCUGGGAGGAAACGUGGCGCCAUCCGAACAAACUAGGAGGCCAUGAGGCUGUGGGGGAUGAGGGAGGCUCCAGGGGCACGGGCUCGGCCACAUGUUUAGCCCACGGAGCCAGCAGGCGCACGUCCUGGGCGACCGCUCUGUCGAGCUGGGCGAGACCUGCUAGUGCUGAUGGCUCAUAGUUACGAGACAUUUUCAUAUUCUAUCCAUUGUUUUGUGUGCAUUUUACUACUCACUUCUGUAUAUAUAGUUAACAAUGUUAAGCUUUUUCGAAAUGUCUAUUCCUUCUAGAUGUUCUGAAGUGCCUGAUAUAUGUUAAAAUUAGAGGUAGUAAAAUGACACUUUGUGUAAAUAACUUUUCAUUAAAAUUCACAGGAAAUGUUAUUUUGUGGUGGGGGGUGGCAUGGCGACUGUGGACUGGUUCAGAGGAGGAGCGGGAAGUGCAGAGAGCUCUACGCCAGUGUGCUUGCAGUGAGGUAAGACUCACCAUUGUUUCUUAUGAUUGUGCAUUUUGUUUUACUUAUCUGUAUAUACAGUGUAUAUAAAAGACAGAUGAGUCCUAAUUUACAACAGCUGGUCUUUCCAGAUGUUAAAGAACUUGCCAGUGUAUGAAAAAAGUAGAGCUA
This is a messenger RNA of Cebus imitator (Panamanian white-faced capuchin), 2009 nucleotides long. RefSeq names its product olfactory receptor 2C3. Gene Ontology annotation, cellular component: membrane. Gene Ontology annotation, biological process: G protein-coupled receptor signaling pathway. Bases 21 to 980 code for a protein of 319 amino acids. The record is from RefSeq and is a predicted model, not a curated record. Gene Ontology annotation, molecular function: olfactory receptor activity; G protein-coupled receptor activity. NCBI's taxonomy places the organism in Eukaryota, Metazoa, Chordata, Mammalia, Primates, Cebidae. The transcript has a single exon.